Molecule: messenger RNA, 2418 nt
Organism: Medioppia subpectinata
Lineage: Eukaryota; Metazoa; Arthropoda; Arachnida; Sarcoptiformes; Oppiidae
Source: the annotation of a GenBank genome assembly
AUGACCGCCAAAUUUGUGGCGACGACUGCUUUACAGGUGUCGUUGUUUGCGGUCAUCAAAGACUUGGGGAUCACUCCCGACGGCAUAAUUGGUCACUCAUUUGGUGAGAUUGCCUGCGCUUUCGCCGACGGAUGCCUUACAGUAAAGGAGGCUAUGAUUUAUACAGCAUUUCGGGCCAUAAAUAGCAAACAAAAUGGGAAAAUAACCAAAGGAUUGAUGGCAUUCGUGGGUCUAUCCAGAGCUGAGGCAUUGAAAUACUGUUCAAACGAUGUCUACAUUGCGUGUAAUAAUGCGAGCAAUAGUGUUGUUAUUUCAGGUCCAAUCACUGAAAUUUUGGAGAUUAUUGAAAAAUUAAAAGCAAAGGAAGUAUUUGUGCGGCCAUUAGAUUGCGAUGAAAUCCCAUACCAUUCGCCAUAUAUUAGCGAAUCGGCGAAAGCCAUGAGAGAAGACAUUAAAAAAUAUGUACCAAAUCCUAAACUUCGGUCCAAUAAAUGGUUGUCCACUUCGGUGUUGACAUCACAUCCUGAAGACGAAGCCUUGAAAUACUCGGGCGGAGAAUAUUUUGAGUAUAAUAUGGCAAAUGAGGUCCGAUUUUAUGAACAGUUGCAGAAACUGCCCGUCAAUGCAGUUUUGCAGAAACUGCCCGUCAAUGCAGUUGUCCUCGAAUUGAGUCCGCACUCAAUAUUUGGACAAAUAGUGAACGAAACUCUCAAAGAAUGCACUAAUAUAUCGCUCCUUAAAAUGGAUUCAAACCAUACAAAUAUGGAUAUGUUUUUGUCCGGUUUGGCACAGCUUUACGAACUGGGCUUUAAUCUGGACGUCCAUAGACUCUACCCGUCAGUUGAGUGGCCGGUGGCCCGCAAUACACAGUCUAUCGCAUCGCUAAUCAAAUGGGAUCACAACCAGAGUUAUCCUCUAAGACUUUAUGAGGAAAGAUAUUUCCGAACGAAUGCCUCGAAUACUAACGUUACUAUCAGUCAUAAACUAAAUCAGGAUUCAUUUUACCUUGAUCAUAUUGUGGACGGGCAGCCCCUAUACCCGGCCACAGGCUUUCUAAUGCUUGCCUGGCGUAAAGCGGCCGCCAGUGUUGGCAAACUGUGGAUCGACUGUCCCGUAGUGUUUGAAAACAUUCACUUUAAACGAGCGGUGUUUCUGUCGGACUCGACUGAUACUAAACUUGUUGUCAAAUACACUCCACAAUCGGGUGAGUUUACAAUUCACGAGAAGGACGAACUGUGUGUUACGGGUAGAGCACAACCCGUAUUGGGAGCCACGGGUGGGGACGCAGACGAGUCCGCACUCAUUGGUCAGCAAUCAAUCGACGAGUGGAGACAUUUAGUGGGGAAGACGUCCAACACUAUUGACCGCAAAGACAUUUAUAACGAUGUGAGGGCUCUGUGUAUAGAUCACGGCCCGGCUUUCCAGCGGCUCAGUUGUAUCGGAACCGAUGACUUUAUACUAUCGUACGGUCGGUGCGAAUGGACGGGCAAUCCUAUCACUUAUUUAGACGGCUUAUUGUUGGCGACAAUGAUUCAGACGCCGUUCCGCAAGACAUCUGUGCCCGUAAUGAUCCGUAGACUGUGUGUCGACCCCCGCCUACUCUUUGACAGCAUUAAGACUAACUUUCUCUGUUCCGCAUAUUCUCUACCAAAUAACGAUGAUGAUAACAGUGAAGAAUUUGUAAAGAUUGCAUUAGAGGAAAGUGCUAACUUAGAGAAACAAUUGAAUGAUCGCUACGCUGUGUAUUCGGCAGAAAUGCCCUUUCGAUACAACAGUCUUACCCGACAACUGGUGUCGCCCGGCAUUGAAAUCGACGAUCUGGUCGUUCAUCCCAUCUCUCGCCGGCCCGACACUAAUCUCACAGUUGAGUCCUAUGAGUUCUGUCCUAACAAUGAUAUGGAGGCCAUCGAUGACAGCCAUAUUUCUGGUGUUUUUGACUCAAUGUUUACCGACUGUCUGUUGGGCGGGGAAUACGCCGGGCGUCGAGCGGAUACCGGGCAACGGGUUAUGGGUAUUGAGUUUGGCCGCUGUAUUGCCACUCAAAUUAACGCCUGUGUCCUCAAUAUGGCUCCGAUACCCGAUCACUGGUCAAUGGCUGAGGCGGUGACUGUUCUCAACAGCUAUUCGACAGUAUAUUAUGCACUCAUUAAAAAGGCUAAUAUUUUAAAAGACGAAAGUGUAUUAAUACACUCCGGAGCGGGAAGUGUUGGUCAGGCGGCCAUUAAUGUGUGCCAACACUACGGAUGCGAUAUCUAUGUGACGGUUGGGACGGAAGAGGAAAAACAGUUUCUCAUCACAGAGUAUAAUAUUCCGGAGAAUCGGAUCUUUAGCUCAAGAGAUAUGCGAUUCAAGAGUGAGAUAAUUGAGGCGACAAAUGGUCGGGGAAUAGAUGUUGUGCUCAAUUCAUUGACCGGCAAA